AUGUGCAGGUUUUUACUUUACAAAGGAAAAACUUCGAUUCAAUUAUCGCACCUACUUACACGACCAGCUCAUUCGAUUAUAAAUCAAUCAUUUGAUUGUAGACUACGAUUGGAUACAAGGCGCACAAUUAACGGUGACGGUUUCGGCGUAGGAUGGUAUGAGAAUUCAGAUCCCAAGAUACCAAAUGAUGAUACACCGUGUAUAUUUACAUCUGUAACACCAGCAUGGAAUAAUCAAAAUUUAUCGAGACUUGCGGAGAAAAUUAAGAGCCCGUUGGUUUUUGCUCAUGUAAGGGCUUCGACUUCUGGUGCUUUGUCUGAAACUAAUUGUCAUCCAUGGCAAUAUAAUAGAUUAAUGUGGAUGCAUAAUGGGAAUAUAGCAGACUUUCACAAGAUUAAAAGAGUUUUACAGCAAUCAUUAAGAGAAGAAAUAUUCUUAUUUGUACAAGGAAACACGGAUUCUGAAUGGGCUUUUGCAUUAUUCCUAAAUAAUUUGAACGAUCCAGAGAAUGGAACAUUUGAUCAUGAAACGCUAAAAGUUGCAAUGUUAAAGACCAUUGAACAAUUAAAUACAUGGGCUGAAGAAGCCGGGAUAACCGAGCCAUCAUUAUUAAAUUUUGCAGUAACAGAUGGAUGUUCCGUUGUGUGUACUAGAUAUAUUAAUAACAGGACUGAAGAGGCAGCUUCUUUAUAUUUUUCUUCAGGAACUAGUUUUAUGGAAUAUAAACCUGGACAUUAUAGAAUGAUCAAAGCAGAUAAACGUGAAGAUAUUGUAUUAGUUGCUUCAGAACCACUCACAUUUGAAAAAGCAGAUUGGUUAACGAUACCAACAAAUACAUGUUUAGUAAUAACGCCAAAAUUGAAUGUAUUAUUAUUUCCUAUAAAAGAUCAAUUUUACAAUCCCGAACGAACGAAAAAAAGGACAUUUCCCACUACAACUGCAAUAUAA
Funneliformis mosseae is the source of this 948-nucleotide messenger RNA. Lineage: Eukaryota; Fungi; Glomeromycota; Glomeromycetes; Glomerales; Glomeraceae. The record is from the annotation of a GenBank genome assembly.